Zygosaccharomyces rouxii is the source of this 1140-nucleotide messenger RNA. RefSeq names its product HSP70/90 family co-chaperone CNS1 (gene CNS1). Gene Ontology annotation, molecular function: Hsp90 protein binding. The transcript has a single exon. Lineage: Eukaryota; Fungi; Ascomycota; Saccharomycetes; Saccharomycetales; Saccharomycetaceae. The record is from RefSeq and is a predicted model, not a curated record. Gene Ontology annotation, biological process: protein folding. Bases 1 to 1140 code for a protein of 379 amino acids.
AUGGGAAGUGGAAUUAAAGAUCCAAAGAGGUAUAAGCCAGGUCCUAAUGACCCUGUUCUACCACCGCAAUUAAGUGAAUUUCAAGAUAAAAAUGCAGAUGAGAUUUUGGAAGAGUUGAACAGACAACCAUUUUUCAUGACUCAGUUGGAUGAAACUGAUGGUGAUAAAGGUGCAAAUUUAGAACUGGAAGCAUUGAAGGCAUUGGCAUAUGACGGUGAACCACAUGAAGUGGCAGAAAAUUUUAAGAAUCAAGCUAAUGAUCUCUAUAAGGCCAAAAGAUUUAAAGAAGCACGGGAAGUUUAUAAAAAGGGAAUUGAAAUCAAAUGUAAUGAUGACAAAGUUAAUGAGUCGUUGUUUGCAAACUUAGCGGCUUGUGAAUUGGAGAUAAAGAAUUUCCGUCGUUGCAUUAAUCUAUGUCAAAAGGCAUUACAAUUCAAUCCAAAAAAUAUGAAAUGUUACUAUCGAAUUGCAAAGGCUUUUUACCAGUUGAAUAAAUUAGAUGAAGCAAAGGAAAGUGUCAAAUUUGGGUUGACCAUUGAUUCUGAAAAUAAGUCUUUGCAAACAUUAGAGGGCGUCAUUGAUCGUAAGCAACAAGAAUUGCAUGAGGCAGAGGUAAAGAGAUUGGAAGAAAAACAGAAGAAGGAAAAUUUGCAAUUUAUAUUUAAUGGUGCACUGCGAAUGAGAAACAUUGAUAAUGUUGCUACUGAAAAACCAUCAGAAUUGGUUCAGGAGGCUGGUAUAUCAUUGGAGGACCCAUUAGAUCCACAAUCUCAAUUGAUUUUCCCUGCGAUAAUCAUGUACCCAACGACAGAUGAAUUUGAUUUCGUUGCACAAGUGGGUGAAUUGACCACUGUACAAGAAUUGAUAGAGUUAAUCAUGCAAAGACCACCGGAGUGGUUCCAAAUUCCAGGUCAUGAAAAUUUCCAAGUGAAAUCGCUGUUGGGAUUUAUGGAGACUCAAUCAGGUGGGUUGGUUAAAGUCGGUAAAAAAGUGGCAUUCCACGAUAUUUUGAAGAAACAAACACCUCAUAUUCCCAUGUUUGACCACGCCAUAAAGAUUUACCUUGUGCCUAAAUCUGAAAGCGAACAGUGGGUGUCACAAUGGGAUAAAACUAAGGCUCUUCAAAGAAGACAAAAAUAA